Molecule: messenger RNA, 6013 nt
Organism: Brassicogethes aeneus
Lineage: Eukaryota; Metazoa; Arthropoda; Insecta; Coleoptera; Nitidulidae
Source: the annotation of a GenBank genome assembly
GUUAAGCAAAAGUGGCCGACGUUUAAAAAAUAUUUGUUGUUUCUUACCUAUAGUUAAAAAAAACAAAAAAUUGUUGAUUUUUGUUGUUUGAUUAUUUUUAUUAAGACUAUGUGAGUUUUUUGUGUUAUUUUUUUGGAAUACCUAAAAUGAAAUGGGCAAACAAGUUAACCUGGGAGGAGUUUUUCGAAGGGGGAUCAACCGAUCAAAAUAAUAAUAUCACGAUGACUUCGGAGGACCUUCUUCAGCCCGGACACGUAGUUAAGGAAAGAUGGAAGGUGAUAAAAAAAAUAGGCGGCGGCGGUUUCGGGGAAAUCUACGAGGGCCUUGACUUAAUUACUCGAGAACAAGUGGCUCUAAAAGUAGAAUCGGCCCGCCAGCCAAAACAGGUGCUUAAGAUGGAAGUGGCUGUUCUAAAAAAAUUGCAAGGAAAAGAACACAUAUGCCGAUUUAUCGGUUGCGGCCGCAAUGACCGCUUCAACUACGUCGUUAUGCAACUGCAGGGCCGUAAUUUGGCCGAAUUGCGUCGGGCCCAGCAAAGGGCUGCAUUCAGCCUGUCGACAACUUUGCGUUUGGGCCUUCAAAUUUUAAGAGCAAUAGAAAGCAUACAUUCUGUAGGUUUUCUCCACCGUGAUAUUAAACCGAGCAACUUUUCUAUGGGCCGACUUCCUUACAACUGUAGGAAAGUGUACAUGCUAGAUUUCGGCCUGGCGAGGCAAUACACAACGGCAACGGGGGAGGUUAGGGCCCCUAGGGCCGCCGCUGGUUUCAGGGGCACAGUACGCUACGCUAGCAUAAACGCACACAAAAAUAGAGAAAUGGGUCGACACGAUGAUCUCUGGAGUUUGUUUUACAUGCUGGUUGAGUUUGUAAAUGGUCAGUUGCCGUGGAGAAAAGUUAAGGAUAAGGAGCAAGUGGGCUUGAUGAAGGAAAAAUACGAUCAUAGGUUGCUAUUAAAACAUUUGCCGUCCGACUUGAAGCAAUUUCUCGACCACAUACAGAGUUUGGAGUACGCUGAUAAACCAGAUUACCAGAUGCUGAUAUCUCUGUUCGAGAGAUGCAUGAAGCGUAGAGGCGUCAAGGAGUCCGAUCCCUACGAUUGGGAGAAACAAUCGACAGGCGACAACGCCGCGGUCACCAUAACCUCGCAACAGGCUACAGUGUUGCCGGCUGUGGCGACAAAACACGUGAAACACGCGACGGAUAACAACCAGGAGAAUAUCGAACCUACAGACAACAAAGAUGUUCAAUUGGAUGCGAGAAAAAGGGCAGAAACAGAAAACACAGCGGCGUACGCCACAGAAACGAACGCUGUCAGGAAUACAGUCGACAAAAAUUGCAACGCCACUGCUACGACAGAUCAAGUCCAUGUACGAAAACGUCGCGCCACCUCCCACCUGGAGCAGGCGCCCGACCGCCUCGACAACGAAACGCAGGCCAGCGCCAAGUCGACCUCGGACGCCAACGUCAAGGCGGCGCCGCUGCGCAAAUCGCAAUCGGGCGUCGCCACUUUGGGGCGCCUCCGCGUGGCGCCCGCCGCCGCGGCCUCCGGCGCCUCGGGCGGCGGCCACCAGCACCGCGAGGGCGGCGGCGGCAGCCUGGUCGAGUCGCCCGCCACGCCGGAAGGGGAGCGGCCGAACCGCAGGCGGCAGACCAGCGCUGCUAGGACGUCCAGGUCGGCGGUCAGGGAUCAGAGCUUGACGCAGUUCGCCGUCAUAGACGACGAGAACGUCAGUCAGCAGGUGACCAGAGGCGGAGCGCUUACCCUCGCCUCGCAGUGGAAAUCCCAAUUCGACGACAGUGAAGAAACCACCGAUAACGAGUGGAAACCGGAAUCUCCCGAGCAUAGGGCGGCUGCCGCCUCGCAGGCGGUUUCAGAGGCGGUCGGUGUCACGUCGCAAGCGCCGCCACCGGCGUUAAGUCGCAUUAGCGAGGACUCCAGGCCCAGUCAUCGCAGAUACGUCAACAUAGCUGGAAUGGAGGAAUAUCCUGAGCUAGUCGGUGCCCUCCCUCGAGCCUGGUCCACCCCUUGCUUGGGCCCUUCGGUGCGUUCGGGGCUGAAGCCGCCCCUGCUUCAGCAGGCGGCUUUCGACGAUUUGGUGUUCAGGGUCGACGUCAUGCGCAACGUCGGCUCGCGCCACCUCCAAGCCGCCGAGGAGGACGCCUCAGGCAAGGAGGCGGCGAAAAAGUGGGGCAGCCUGCCCGCCAUCCACGUGCCCGACAGGGAGGCGGCGGAAAACGGCGACGAGGGGCUGCAAGAGGUGGCGGGCAAGCUGGAGAUCCGCGUGGUGCCGCAGGGGUGCCACAAGGAGCCGCACCCUAAGCCUCAAAACCUUCCCAACGAGGUAACCACCAACGGAGUGGAAGCCGCCAAAGAGAUCAAAAAAAUCGAGAGGACCAAGAGCAUCUUGAAGCAGAGCAGCAAGGAGAGGAACGAGGUGGACUUGCCUAGUCCGAAGAGGGAGCAAAUAUCCUUCGCCCCGGAGCUAGUGGCGGUGGAAAAAGAGAUCAAAAAGAGAGUCAGCCUGGACGACGAUCAACAAAUAAUAGCCAUAGAAAAGGAACUAAAAACCAUUGAAAUAAAAAACGCAGAACCCGAAAAACCGAAUGAUAUUUUGCCCAAAACAAAGGAUAUUGAAAAUUUGAUGGCGAAAGUAAAACUUAGGAAGCGCGAUAAUAACGGCUCGAGCAGUAGUACCAACUCUGAGGAGAAAAAAUCCAAGGACGCGGAGGACAAUUCCGAAGAAAGGGACAGAAAAAAAUUGCACAGGAAAUCUUUGAACGGGUCUGCCAUCGAUUUCGAGAAAGUCGAGAGCUUGAGCAGAAGCAAUUCGCAAAAAUUACUGAUAAAACCAACCGUUUCCACCAAAAACAAUUUGCAUUCCGGCGACAAAUCAGACAGCAGCAAUUCGACGCAAGCGAAAAGCGAGAAACAAACGGCCAACAAUGACGAAACAAUUGAAAGACUAAGGCCGAACCCACCCGAUACGCAAAUGAAAAUCAAAUGUUCGCCAGGCGUGGACCUAACCUCAAACCCGAACGUCAUUUUCGUCCCGAACACGGCCGAAUCGAGGGACAAAAAAUCAUUGGCCAACGGUUUGAGUCCGGGUGGGGUGGAGGAGCAAUCCGAGUACUUCGACGCCACUGACAACCCCGUUUUAAGGGGGGACAAAAGGCACGAGUGCGACGACGAAGACAGUGGCGUAGACAAUGCUAGUCAGAUUCUCAGGGAAUCAUCAGUGAGUCCAGCCCUGGAGGGAGGUAGAAUAUCGAAAAUACCAGUAGCGGUCACUGGGGGCCAGCGUUUGGCCAAAUGCAUGUCAUGGUCCGGUGACCUGACCCCUGGCCUAAGGCGCCGAAGGCAAGGGGAGAAGUACGUGACAGAUCCUAGUCAGUUGAAGUUGCGCUUCAAAAGACAUUCUAGUAGUGAUACACUCCCCUCAAAAACUUUAAGCACCUUAAGGGUUCUUCACGAAAAAAAUCAUCUUAAAACAUUCCCCGAAAUAACGGUGACUGAAGAAAGUUCUGAAUCAAAAAAAUCAGAAUCUAGCGAAUCUAGUAGCGAUUCAAACGAAUCCUCCUCUCCCCAACUAGUUAAUAAUAGUUUGAAAGUGAGGGGUAUUAACAGCUGUCUCAUAGAUGCCCCCGAGAGCUCCCCCGAGUCUUCGGAGGGCCCCCCGCCCCCUCCACCAGGGGGGGAGCCCCCUUCAGAGAGUAACGUACGAACAAGACGGUUUAAACCUAUGAUAUAAUAGAGAGGUUAUUAAAUAAAAAUAUUAAAAUUUUGAGGACUUAAACCAUUACACUACACUUAUAGAAUGUAUUAAUUAAAUUAAAAUAAUGAUUUUAAUUUUUUGAUUCGGCCCCCCUUUUUUGGGAUUAUUUAUUAUAAUAAUUGCAUCGAUAUAUAUAAAGCUUGACGAUGAUGGGCUUUUCGCGCUAUAGGUAUAUUUAAUUUAUUAAAUCGAAAAAAGGGGGGGCUGGAACAAAAGAAAAACAAAAUGUAUGUAUAUAUCUAUAUAUCUACAUUGGAUAUUUAAUGUUGCCUUUUUCAGAAUUUCUCUUGACAAGAAAUUUAAAAAAAAAUAUAUAAAUUUUGUCACUUUGAUUGCCAUUUUUUUAAUUAUAUAGGUAACGCUGCCCGAGAUAAGACCCUGUAUGGUGUUUUGACCCAAAAACGUCAAAACAACACACAGGGCUGAAAACUUGACAUUGACGUUUAGUUUAAUUUGUCGUUAUGACAGUUGACAGUUUUUUGUCGGUGUAAUGCAAACAAUCAGCGUAUUAAUUUUAAUAUUAUUAAAUGUACUUUGCCAUUUUUUUUGGCAAAAAAAUGUGAUUUAAAUAUUUUAAGUGUUUUUUUUUGUUUAAUUUAAUUUUUUGUUCUGUUGAAUUUUGUUGUUGAAUGUAUAUCGCGGAUUAAUAUUAAAAUGAAUAUUUGAGAGAAAAAAUGGAAUCUUGUAUACAGGGUGUGCCAGUUUUAGUAGCAGUAUUUUAACUACUUAAGCGAUAAAUAGUCCAGAUUUGGUAUGCAUUAUUAUUUAAGAAUACUCAGAAGUGGAAACAGCGGAAGCGGGACAAAAGCGGAUGCGGAAGUGUUGCGGAAGUGUUGCGGAAGCGGAACAUUUUUUAAAUUUGUCAAUUAAAUUAGAUUCCUUGGUGUAUUCAUAAAAUAUUUGUCCAUUCCAUUUUUUCGCUAUCAUGUUUCGUUUAAAAGAUAUUAAGGAAAAUUUGACAAAUUUUUCAAGAUAUGAAAGAAACAAAAACAAAAAUUUGGUAAAUAAAUCAAGGAAUUUAACUUAAUUAUUAUUAUUAUUGGUAUUUAAACAAAAACGGAUGCGGAAGUGAAUGCAUAAGUUUAAAUACAUUUUUUUUAAUUGUCUAUUUCAAUUUAUUUUUAUUGAAUUAAUAUACAAAAUUAAUUAAAUGGCUUGUUUUUGGUUUCAUUAUGCGGAAGCAGAUGUCUGUUGCAACACAGAAAAAUACUUCAAAUAAUCGUAAAUAUAAAUGCAUACCAAAUUUUGACCAUUUAUACAUAUUAGAAUAUUAUGGAAAUCUCUAAAAAAAUACUGAUACUAAAACACCCUGUAUAUUUUAACAUAACAUAAAUUGUUUAUGUUAAAAAUAGCGUUUCUAAUAAUAACCAAUGACUCGCUCAUACCACAUUUUAAACAAUUAAAAAAAAAUUGUUGAUUAUUGAAAAAGAUUUUGUUGAAAAGUGGUACGAUUUUUUCAUUGAAAAAAGUGUGAAAUUUUAGAAAAUAUAGGCAUUUUUUAAGAACACAAGUUUUGGCAAAAAUUGACGGUUUCCGACGGUUUUUUAGAAGAUUAAAAAAAUCUGUAAAUAAUUUCUUUUUAUUUUGGCGACAAUCUCAUUUUUAAUUUUUAUGCGGUGUUUCACAAACACCCCGUAUAUUAUAUGUAUCUCAGGUAUUUUUUAUUUAUUACAAAAAACUUUUAAAAAACCGUUUUUUGCACAUUAUGUAAUACCUAGUGUAGUUUAAUUUUUGCCUAUGGAGAAAAAAAACAUUUACUAAAAUCAAUGGUGAUUUCAUUGAUUUUCGUAAACUUUAUAAAAUGAUCUAGUCAAAAAAAAAAUAAUUUUUCGAGUUCUAUUUUUUUAGAAUUUGAACUACUAGUCGUAUGCAAUGUUGAAAAUAUAUACCCUGUAUGAAAUACAAAACGAUAUUAAGGGAGCACCCUGUGAUACCAAAAUCUUCCGAAACAAAUUGGCAUCGAGUUUUGCCCCACAAAAUUCGAUAUAAAAGCGAUUCGAUUCGGAAAAAUUCGGUCUCAAACAGGGUACCCGAUAUUAUGCAAAAUAGACUAAAAAAAUUUAAAGAAUUAAUUAUUUGGUUGAUAAUUAUAUACGUACGUUUAAUUUAUUUUAUUUUGGAGAAUUUUAUCUUAAUUGUGCUGAGAAUUUUAUAUUGUUUUUCGUUUUAUUUAUUUUUUGUUUUUACAAUUGCGCCUGUAUUUAUGAAAUAUAGUUAUAAAAUAAAUUAAUUAUAAAUUU